Ascochyta rabiei is the source of this 1479-nucleotide messenger RNA. Its product is annotated as Bifunctional purine biosynthesis protein PurH. Bases 1 to 1479 code for a protein of 492 amino acids. Gene Ontology annotation, molecular function: hexose transmembrane transporter activity. The transcript has 3 exons. The record is from RefSeq and is a predicted model, not a curated record. Gene Ontology annotation, biological process: monosaccharide transmembrane transport. NCBI's taxonomy places the organism in Eukaryota, Fungi, Ascomycota, Dothideomycetes, Pleosporales, Didymellaceae. Gene Ontology annotation, cellular component: membrane.
AUGAACCCGCCAUCAUGGUUCGGUGAGCUGACCGGCUACUUUGUAUACACGCUCUUCGUUGCGACCCUGGGCCCUCUGCUGUUUGGCUUCCAUCUGUCUGAGCUCAACGCGCCUGAAGAUGUCAUCCGCUGCAAGAAGAGGUCGAUCGCCGCGUCCCAUCUCACCACGACCGCUGCCCCCAACCUGCCACAAUGCAUCGAGAUGACACCCACCCAGUGGGGCAUCGUAGGCUCCAUGUACACCCUCGGAGGGCUCAUCGGCGCCUUGUCAGCAGCACCCCUCGCCAGCAGAUACGGGCGUCUGCGGGCAAUGCACAUCACGACGCUGUUCUUCACCAUCGGCCCCGUGUUGGAAGCCCUGUCGGCCAGCAUCGCCGUCAUGGCCUUUGGCAGACUCGUGUCUGGCGUCGGCGCAGGAGCAGCCGUGGUCAUCGUGCCCCUGUACAUCUCGGAGAUGGCACCGCCUGCCAACAAGGGCUUCUUUGGCGCCUUCACUCAAAUCAUGUGCAACGUGGGCAUCUUGCUCACCCAACUGUUGGGAUACUUCCUGAGCCACGACUCGUACUGGAGGGUCAUCUUGGCUGUCGGCGGCAUCAUCGGUCUUGCCCAAGCCCUCGGCUUGCUCUUGUCCGCAGAGAGCCCCAAGUACCAGGCGGAGAAGGGCAACCUUGCGCUUGCCAAGAGCACGCUGAGGAGGAUCAGAGGCGAGCACGCCGACAUCGACGGCGAGAUGAGCGACUGGGGCCUGGACGGGUCCAACGUGAGCGAGGAGGAGCAGACUCUCCUGGCCAACGAAGGAGGUUCGCCACAGCCUGCCUCCAAGUCGUCUGGUGACCAAGCUUCUCUGACCAUAAUGCAAGUCUUGCGCCACCCAGACUACAAGAAAGCGGCUACUGCUGUCAUCAUGGUCAUGCUGGCGCAGCAGUUCAGCGGCAUCAAUAGCAUCGUCAUGUACGGCGUGUCGCUGCUAGCAGGCCUACUCGAGUCCAACUCUGCCUUGCUCAACCUUGCCGUGUCUGCAGUCAACAUUGUCAUCACAGCGGGAGGCGCGCCCCUCCCAGACAAGUUCGGACGCAAGCCAUGUCUCCUCGGCUCCAUUGCUGGCAUGGGCAUCAGCGCUCUCCUUCUUGCCAUUGGCAUCAUGAAGUCGGUGCCUGUGCUCUCAGCGCUCGCUGUCCUCUUCUUCGUUUCCAGCUUCGCCCUGGGUCUGGGGCCAGUGCCAUUCAUUCUGGCCAGCGAGCUCGUGGGCCCAGAAGCCGUAGACGCAACGCAAAGUAUUGCACUUGGUGCGAACUGGAUCGCAACCUUCCUCGUGGCACAGUUCUUCCCACUCCUGAGCGCACAGCUGGGCGGCAAGGUCUAUCUCAUAUUUGCAGCACUUUCUGCCUUCUUCUUUGGCUUCCUCUUGUGGUAUGUGCCGGAGACCAAGGGCAAGAAGAGCGCGGACGAGGUCUGGGGCAGGGAGCGCAGGGUGGAUUGA